UAAAAUAGAAGCGCUCCGUCAGAUUUUAAAUCGUAACCCUCUGUUUGGGCUGUAGGUCCGGGUCCGUAUGAGACAGCUUCUGGGUCCGUACCCGGACCGCAGUCCGCCUGUUAGUGACCCCUGCUAUAGAGACUACCAUCUGCAGGACAUUUUUACAUAGGGGUUUAGGGAGAGUGACUUGUUGUGUCUCAAGUUAUCGUUUGAGGAAGUGCACUUUUUAACACUUCCUCAUUGGCAUCACUUCAGGCUGCCACUUGAUGCAAAACAGCUGACUCAAACUUCUGAGCUCGAGGCACACUGACCAAAGCAAAGAUGAGGACAUUAUUUGUCUUGCUCCUCUUCUGUCACUUUGCAUCUGCAGUGAAACACUCCCUGAAAUAUUUCCUCACUGCAACUUCUGGACUCCCAAACUUCCCAGAGUUUGUGGGUGCUGCGGUGGUUAAUGACGUUCAGUUGGGUUAUUGUGACAGCAACAUCAAGACAGCAGAACCCAAACAGGACUGGAUGAGAAAAUUCAUACAAGAUGACCCACAACACCUGGAGUGGUAUGCUCUCAAGUGUUUAGGUAAUCAGCAGGUCUUCAGAGCCAACAUUGAGGGCUUGAAGCAACGCUUAAACCAAACUGGAGGUGUCCACAUUUUACAAAGGAUGAACGGCUGUGAGUGGGAUGAUGAGACUGGAGAGGUUCAAGGUUUUAAUCAAUAUGGUUAUGAUGGAGAAGACUUCAUAUCAUUGGACCUGCAGACAUUGACGUGGAUCGCUCCGAAACCACAGGCUUUCAUCACCAAGCUGAGAUGGGAUACUGAAAAAUCUAGAUUAGAUUACAAUAAAAAUUACUACAUCUACAAAUGCCCUGAUUGGCUGAAGAAGUAUGUGCACUAUGGGAAGAGCUUUCUGCAGAGAAGAGAGCUUCCCUCAGUGUCUCUCCUCCAGAAGACUCCCUCCUCUCCAGUCACCUGCCAUGCUACAGGUUUCUACCCUGACAGAGCCAUGAUGUUCUGGAGGAAAGAUGGAGAGGAGUUUCAUGAGGACGUGGAGCACGGAGAGAUCCUCCCCAACCAUGAUGGAACCUUCCAGAUGAGCGUCGACCUGAACCUUUCAUCAGUCACACCUGAAGACUGGAGGAGGUUCGACUGUGUGUUUCAUCUCUCUGGUGUAGAGGACGACAUCGUCACCAGACUGGACAAAGCAGAGAUCAGGACCAACUGGGGUUCUACCUCAGGGUUCACUCCUGGUUCUGUUGUUGGAGUCACUGUCGGACUACUGCUCCUGUCAGCCGGCAUCACUGGACUCCUCAUGUGGAGAAGAAACAAUAAUGGGUUUCAUCCUGCCAACUGAGUAAUGUGGACGAGCAACGUAUAUCCUGUUCAACAUAAAAUGUGCUGCAUAAUGUGGACACUGAUACGAGAAAGACUUUUACUAAAAGCUCAAUUCCAAAAAUGUAAAAAUUAAAUUUUUUAUUUAGAAGGAUUAAUAAAGUGUAUCAGUUUAAACAUGGACACUACUGACACUGAUACUGUAUUUAAAUUAAUAUUGGUCAAAAAGGAUUUGCAAAUCAUUGCACUCUGUAUUAAUUAUGUUUUAAACGUAUUAAUUAACUGCACGUCUUGACAGGCGAACGGUGAAGAUCAGAUGAGGACUACAGAUGGAGAAAGCCUUUGUGCUAAUUGUGAUAUGAUAUACUAUAUAUCCUGUUUGUUUUUGAUUUUUCUAUGCUGCUCUGUGUAUGUUUUUAAAAACUGCAUGCCCUGUGUAAAUAUUGAUGCAUCACAGGAUGAAAGAUCUUAAAUGUUUAAUGCUGUCCAUUUUCUCUGAUAUUUCUCAUCCAUUGUUUAUUCACCUGAUAGACUUUAAUUCACUUUUAACAUUUUAAUGUUUUUUUAUUGUCUUGCACAAUUGAUAUAGGUUAUUAAACUUUUAUUUUAUUUAUUACAACAUUUGAUUUAUUUAUUAUCAUUUUGGGGCUGCAUGUUCCUAUGAAAGAUGCUGUAAAUGAAUAAAGCUCUCCCUCUGGUGGACGUUAUUACAAACUAACAGCAGCC
Molecule: messenger RNA, 2042 nt
Organism: Larimichthys crocea (large yellow croaker)
Lineage: Eukaryota; Metazoa; Chordata; Actinopteri; Sciaenidae
Product: major histocompatibility complex class I-related gene protein-like
Exons: 6
Coding region: 313-1338 (341 amino acids)
Biological process (GO): immune response
Cellular component (GO): external side of plasma membrane
Source: RefSeq, a predicted model, not a curated record